Closterium sp. NIES-65 is the source of this 1836-nucleotide messenger RNA. NCBI's taxonomy places the organism in Eukaryota, Viridiplantae, Streptophyta, Zygnematophyceae, Desmidiales, Closteriaceae. The record is from the annotation of a GenBank genome assembly.
AUGGACGGUAUUUUAUCGAACAGCAACGGCUGCGUGGAAGGGCGGGCGAAGAAGCAGAGUCCUUCGAGCGAGCUACCGGCGAUCGAGCACGUAGCGGACGGGCUGACAGGCGCGCGGCUGGCGGGCGCUCUCGAUCACUCCGACUCCACUGACACGGAGGAGCGGCGCGUGCUGCCGCCGACCGACCCGAUGGUGACGUCACUGCUGACGGAUAUGUACCAGUUGACCAUGGCGUACGCUUACUGGAAGGCGAAGAAGCACAACGACCACGCCGUGUUCGACCUGCUGUUCCGCAAGAAUCCGUUCGGCGGCGAGUACACGCUGUUCGCGGGGCUCGAGGAGUGCGUGCGAUUCGUCGCCAACUUCCGAUACUCACAGGCUGACGUCGCGUACCUGCGCACCAUCAUGCCGCCCUCGUGCGAGGACGCGUUCUUUGACUAUCUGUUGACGCUCGACUGCUCCACCAUCCGCAUCAUGGCCCUGCCAGAGGGAUACGUCGCCUUCCCCCGCGUGCCGCUCAUGCGUGUCGAAGGCCCUCUCCUCGUGGCGCAGCUGCUGGAGACGACGCUGCUGGUGCUCGUCAACUACGCGUCGCUCGUGGCCACCAACGCCGCUCGCCACCGGCAAGUGGCGGGGCCCAACAAGAUGCUCUUUGAAUUCGGCCUCCGACGCGCCCAGGGUCCUGAUGGUGCAGUGUCAGCAUCGCGCUACUGCUUCAUGGGUGGCUUCGAUGCCACCAGCAAUGUGGAGGCGGGGCGCAUCUUCAACAUUCCUGUCAAGGGCACUCACUCGCAUGCCUUCGUCUCCUCCUUCCUCGCGUUGGAUGAGAUCAAGGAGCGCGCGCUGCCAGCAGCAGAUGCCUCGCACGUGUGCGCGGACUUCGUGGCGCUUGUGCUCUCCUUCCUGCACCGCAUGCAGGAGAGUGAGAAGCUGAGGGACCUGUUUGCGGAGACCAAUCAGAGCGAGCUGGCGGCGUUCACCUCAUACGCGCUGGCCUUCCCCACGCACUUCCAGGCUCUCGUCGACACCUACGAUGUGCUGCGCAGUGGAGUGCCCAACUACUGUGCUGUCGCCCUCGCACUGCACCAGCUGGGGUACCGGGCGGUGGGCAUUCGCCUGGACUCGGGCGACCUGGCGUACCUGUCACAGCAGGCGCGCCUCUUCCUGCGCCACUGCGAGGCCUUGUUCCAUGCGGACGGGCUGAGCGCGGCCGUGAUCACAGCCAGCAGCGACAUCAACGAGGCCACUCUGGAGGCGCUCAACAAGCAGGGCCAUGAGAUAGACGCGUUUGGCAUCGGCACGCACCUGGUGACGUGUGUGAAGCAGCCGGCGCUGGGGUGUGUGUACAAGCUGGUGGAGAUCAACGGCCAGCCGCGCAUCAAGCUCAGCCAGGACUUUGAAAAGGUGACGAUCCCGGGAAAGAAGGUGUGCUAUCGGCUGUACGGCAGGGAGGGCUACCCGCUAGUGGACCUGCUCAUGAUGCCAUCGGACCCGCGCCCUCAGGUGGGCGAGCGCAUCCUGUGCCGGCACCCCUUCAGCCAGUCCAAGCGUGCCUACGUGGUGCCGCACCGAGUCGAGCCACUGUACCGCUGCUUCUGGCGGGGAAAGCAAUUCUCAUUACCGGAUGGGCAGGUGGAGGAGGAGAGUGAGGGCGUGGAGCGGCUGCCAGCGCUGGUGGACGUGAGGGAGCGGUGCCGGCAGCAGAUCACAGGGCUGCGCCCCGACCAUAUACGCGGACUCAACCCCACGCCCUACAAGAUAAGUGUGACGGACAGGCUGUACAAUUUCAUUCAGGACCUAUGGAUGACAGAAGCUCCUGUUGGCCAGCUUGUGUGA